Zonotrichia leucophrys gambelii is the source of this 2675-nucleotide messenger RNA. It is a transcript of the gene KIRREL1, whose product is annotated as kirre like nephrin family adhesion molecule 1. Bases 14 to 2536 code for a protein of 840 amino acids. The transcript is spliced from 14 exons. Lineage: Eukaryota; Metazoa; Chordata; Aves; Passeriformes; Passerellidae. Gene Ontology annotation, cellular component: plasma membrane; cell-cell junction. The record is from RefSeq and is a predicted model, not a curated record. Gene Ontology annotation, molecular function: cell adhesion molecule binding. Gene Ontology annotation, biological process: cell-cell adhesion.
GGGAUAUUCCGGGAUGGCAGCACACGCGGUGCCGCGGUGCCGGGCGCUGCGCCGUGACCGUGGCACCGGGGCCGCCGUGUCCGGCACUGACCGUGGCACCGGGGCCGCCGUGUCCGGCACUGACCGUGGCACCGGGGCCGCCGUGUCCGGCACUGACCGUGGCACCGUGGCCGCCGUGUCCGGCACUGACCGUGGCGCCGUGGCCGCCGUGUCCGGCACUGACCGUGGCACCGGGGCCGCCGUGUCCGGCACUGACCGUGGCACCGGGGCCGCCGUGUCCGGCACUGACCGCGGUGCCGUGGCCGCAGCGGUGCAGACGCGCUUCGUGGAGGAGCCCGAGGACCAGACGGUGGUGGCCGGGCAGAGAAUCGUCCUGUCCUGCGUGGUGCUCAACUACUCCGGCAUCGUGCAAUGGACCAAGGACGGGCUGGCCCUGGGCAUGGGGCAGGGCCUCAAAGCCUGGCCCCGGUACCGCAUCGUGGGCACGGCCGACUCGGGCCAGUACAACCUGGAGAUCCGCGACGCCGAGCUCUCCGAUGACGCCGUCUACGAGUGCCAGGCCACCGAGGCCGCGCUGCGCUCGCGCCGCGCCCGGCUCACCGUGCUCAUCCCCCCCGAGGACCCCACGAUCGACGGCGCCCCCGAGAUCCUGCUCAGGGCGGGGACCCCCUACAACCUGACGUGCCGGGCGCGGAGCGCCAAACCCGCGGCCACGCUGGCCUGGUUCCGCGACGGGAUGGAGCAGGACGGGGCUGUCACCAGCACGGAGCUCCUGGCCGACGGGAAGCGCGAGAGCACCACGAGCCUGCUGCCCAUCACGCCCUCGGAGCUGGACAUCGGCCGCGUCUUCUCCUGCCGCAGCUCCAACGAGGCCGUGCCGGGCGGCAAGGAGAGCUCCGUGCGCCUCAACGUGCACCACCCCCCGACGGUGACCCUGUCCAUCCAGCCACAGACGGUGCAGGAGGGCGAGAGGGUCGUGUUCACCUGCAUGGCCACGGCCAACCCCGAGAUCAAAGGGUACAGGUGGGCCAAGGGCGGGGUGAUCAUCGAGGAGGCCAAGGAGAACAGGUACGACACGCAGGUGGAUUACACCUUCUUCACGGAGCCCGUCAGCUGCGAGGUGCACAACGACAUCGGCAGCACCAACGUCAGCACCCUGGUGGACGUGCACUUCGCCCCCCGGAUCGUGGUGGACCCCAAGCCCACGGUGACCGACAUCGGCUCGGACGUCACCCUGACGUGCGUGUGGUCGGGGAACCCCCCGCUGACCCUCACCUGGACCAAGAAGGAAUCCAACAUGGUGCUGAGCAACAGCAACCAGCUGUACCUCAAGUCGGUGACGCAGGCGGACGCCGGCCAGUACGUGUGCAAGGCCAUCGUGCCGCGCAUCGGCGUGGGCGAGAGGGAGGUCACGCUCUUCGUCAACGGCCCCCCGAUCAUCUCCAGCGAGCCCGUGCAGUUCGCCGUGCGCGGCGACCGCGGCAAGGUCGAGUGCUUCAUCGGCAGCACGCCGCCCCCCGACCGCAUCGCGUGGGCGUGGAAGGAGAACAUUCUGGAAGCGGGGACGCUGGAGCGCUACACGGUGGAGAGGAGCAACACGGGCAGCGGGGUCCUGUCCACGCUGACCAUCAACAACGUCAUGGACGCCGACUUCCAGACGCGCUACAACUGCACGGCCUGGAACAGCUUCGGGCCCGGCACGGCCAUCAUCCAGCUCGAGGAGAGAGAGGUGCUGCCCGUGGGCAUCAUCGCCGGGGCCACCAUCGGCGCCAGCAUCCUCCUCAUCAGCUGCCUGCUGGCCCUGGCCUGCUUCCUCUACCGGCGCCGCAAAGGAAGCCGCAAGGACGUCACGCUGCGCAAGCUGGACAUCAAGGUGGAGACGGUGAACCGGGAGCCGCUGACGCUGCACACGGACCGGGAGGAGGACACGGCCAGCGUGUCCACGGCCACGCGCGUCAUGAAGGCCAUCUACUCGUCGUUCAAGGACGACGUGGACCUGAAGCAGGACCUGCGCUGCGACACCAUCGACACCCGCGAGGAGUACGAGCUCAAGGACCCCACCAACGGCUACUACAACGUGCGCGCCCACGAGGAGCGCCCGGCGUCGCGCUCGGUGCUCUACGGCGAUUACCGCGCGCCCGGCCCCGGCGGGCCCCGCUUCGAGCCGCGGCCGCCCUCGCGCCUCUCGCACUCCAGCGGCUACGCCCAGCUCAGCUCGUACCCCCGCGGCGGCGCCGAGUUCCCCGGCGAGGCGGCGGCGGCGGCGCCCCCGGGCUCGGCGGUGCCGGCGGGGGACACGAGCAGCCAGCUGUCCUACGAGAACUACGCGGGUGUUGGCGUUGGUGUCGGUGUCGGCGUCGCGUUCCCCGGCCCCACGGCGGCGGCGUUCCCGCCCUACCGGCUGGGCUUCGGCGGAGCCUACGAGCCCUACGAGGCCGUGGGCAAGUUCGGCGGCGGCGCGGCGCGGUUCUCGUACACGUCGCAGCACUCGGACUACGGGCAGCGCUUCCAGCAGCGCAUGCAGACGCACGUCUAGGGCGGGCGGGGCUCCCUGAUAUUCAGGGCUCUGCCCGCCCCGAUCGACCCCGUCCCCGCGGGUUCCUUGGAGCUUCCGUUCAUUCCGUUGGUUUUGCCGGUACUUCCCAGCCUGCCCCGGCGGGUGGAGGGGUUGUGGC